This is a messenger RNA of Acanthosepion pharaonis, 1488 nucleotides long. Lineage: Eukaryota; Metazoa; Mollusca; Cephalopoda; Sepiida; Sepiidae. The record is from the annotation of a GenBank genome assembly.
AUGAAGUUAAAAUCUCUUUCUUUCUCUUUCACUUUUCAGGAGCUACACACAAACAUUGUCCUGGACGAUGCCAAAGGAAAGACAUUACCUGCCGUUGAAGUCUUUGCCAAGUCUUUGUGGUUCAUGAAGACCCAUUUUUUGAGGGCUGUUUCUGCUCACCUCGGUUAUGAGCCGCAUCCACAAGCCGUGCGCUGGGUGCUUACAGUUCCAGCCAUUUGGGAUGACAAUGCAAAACAGUUCAUGCGUGAAGCUGCUUUUCAGGGUGGCCUAAUCACUAGUAAACAAAGUGACCAGUUGUUGAUAGCCUUGGAACCGGAAGCUGCCUCACUCCACUGCCGGAAAUUGCCCGGAAGCACAUUUGUUGGUUGUUCCCAACCGGAAGGGAACAAACCUACAUUUGAACCAGGGACUAAAUAUCUAGUUGUCGACGCCGGAGGUGGUACUAUAGAUGUCGUAGCUCACAAGGUACGCAAAGACGGCCGCAUUCGAGAGUUGUUCCGUGCCACAGGAGGCGCCUGGGGUGGAACAGUGAUCGACAGACAGUUUCUCAACCUAAUGGUAAUCAUUUUUGGCGAAGAGUUCAUGAACGACUUCCAGACGCAGCACCCGAAAGAUUACGUAGAACUUCUGCAGGAUUUCGAGGUUAAAAAACGUGGGGAAGGCGAGAGCAUCCGAGUAUCGUUACCUUAUAACUUCUGUCAUUUUAAAUUCGACGGCAAAAGCGUCCAAGAAGUGAUCAAGGCAUACGCAGCCGAGUCGAACAACGAGGUGAAAUUCUCCGGCGGCAAGUUGGUCCUAUCGCCGGACAAGGUCAAUUCGCUUUUCAAAGAUGCCCACCAGCAGAUUAACGAUCACGUUGAGUCCCUGUUGCAGCGUACUAAACUGAAGGACACAAAGUAUAUCUUUCUGGUCGGCGGUUUCGCCGAGUCGGUGCGACUGCAACGGUCGAUCAAGGAUCAGUUUGGUGAUCGUGUCACUGUUUUAAUUCCGGAAGAGGCAAGUCUGGCAGUGGUCCGUGGAGCAGUUGCAUUUGGCCAUGACCCAAGCACCAUCUGCCAGCGAAUCUGUCGCUACACGUACGGCGUUGGAUCGUAUUUGCCAUUUGAAGAAGGAAGCCAUCGUGAAGACCUGAAAGUGGUGUCUGAAGAUAUGGUGCUUUGCAAGAACAUAUUUCAAGUGUGGGCCGAGGCUGGCGAAGUGAUUGGGAUCAACGAGGUCUGGCGUGAGACUUACACGCCAAUUAUAACAAACCAGCGAGGAAUCAUGUUCGAAUUUUUCAAAUCUCUUAAACGGAACGUGAAAUACGUGGACGAGGAGAAUGUGGAGAAGUGUGGGUGCCUGGUGGUCGAAAUGCCUGACCUAACUGGGGAUAAAAGCCGUGCCGUGGACCUUGAAGUAACCUUCGGUGGGACAGAAAUCAAAGUGGUCGGUUACGAUCAUACGAGCCAUACCCGCCGAGAAACGUACAUUGAUUUUCUUUCAAUGUGA